Rhincodon typus (whale shark) is the source of this 2223-nucleotide messenger RNA. RefSeq lists its product as uncharacterized. Gene Ontology annotation, cellular component: chromatin; nucleoplasm. The record is from RefSeq and is a predicted model, not a curated record. Lineage: Eukaryota; Metazoa; Chordata; Chondrichthyes; Orectolobiformes; Rhincodontidae. Gene Ontology annotation, molecular function: ubiquitin-protein transferase activity; zinc ion binding; nucleic acid binding. Gene Ontology annotation, biological process: positive regulation of DNA-templated transcription. The coding region runs from base 72 to 2069 and encodes 665 amino acids. The transcript has 6 exons.
GUGCCUCCUGCGAGGCCAGCACUUCUCCUGAGGUCAGCACUCCUCCUGAGGUCAGCACUCCUCCAGAGUUCAUGUGCCUUGAAUGUGACAAGUUCCUGUGUAACAAAUGCCUCAACAUACAUCAAGUGCUGAUGGUUGAUCAUCAGAAGCAUGUUCAGACCGUGGGGACACUGAGGAAACUGGAUUCUGACGAGUUCUUGAAGAUCCUUACAAGACCAAAGCAUCUUUUCUGCAAUACUCAUGAUGAUCAGCAAAUUAGUCUAUACUGCAACACUUGCUCAGUGUGGUUGUGUGUGCUGUGCUUGGUGCUGAAACAUAAGGACCAUAACUGCUGUGGUAUCAGGAAGCAGAUUGUCACACUAAAGAAUGAUCUCCGAGAGAUGCUGGGCUCAGUACAAGAGACUGAGACAAAGUUCAGCAAAACACAGGGGGACCUGCAGAUGCUUGUCGACAAGCUGAACAGCGAUAAAUAUAAAAUGGAAGAGCUCAUCAAUGCAAGAGUUAGAGCUGCCAUUGAAAAGGUGAAGGAGGAAGAGAGCAGGCUACUGAAUGAACUGAAGGAACUCCACUCGGCUAGAGUACAGAAGUUGCAGGAAAGUUUAACAAGAACAGAGAAUGUACUGAAAAGAAUGACUGUGAGCAAAAGCUUGGUGUCCCAGUUGCUUCGCUAUGCCACAGAGCAGGAGAUCUUAGAGCUUCGAGGAACGGUUAAAUCAGCACUCCUCAGCCUCCAGAAAGAGCAGCCUGUUGAUGUACGAAUGGAGAACACAGUGAUAAAUUUUAAGGAGUGUUUGGCUCUUCCAAAGAAAAUGUUGGGCAAUCUGAUCUUAUCAAAAAUGAAACUAAACUCAGUUCCAGAUGAGAACUUACAAUUGCCUCAAUACAAUAGUCCUGACAGAUGUGGUACGAAGGAUUUGAAGCAGAGAUCUCUGAAAUGCUGCGACAAAAGGAAAUGUGAUACAGAAGUGGACACCCAACCCCCUAUGAAACAGUGUGUGAAGGAGGAGGCAAAUAAGAGCACAGAGGAAACUGUUACCAUUUUCUCUCCAAACUACAGCACAUGUAGUCCUCUCCCUUGCAUAGAGAGUGUCACCUCGUAUGCCAAAAAUAAUGAAAAGCAAACAGAAUCCUCCAUUCUCGACACAAAUAUGCAGCUGACAGAGAAUGGAGGGACAGAGACAGCACUGAGUAAUACCAACAGUGCUGUAUCCAAUGCUGAACAUUCCAAGGAGGAAUCCCAGCCAGGGAACACCGAAGAGACCCUGGUGUUCUUUGACCUGGAAACCACUGGCCUAGAAAAAUGUAGUGAUAUAGUGCAGCUGUCGGCAGUGAGUGGUGAGAAGAUCUUCAACAAGUACAUCCUGCCCAGCAAAUCCAUGUCAGCGGGAGCUACAAACAUUACCGGAAUACAGGUCAUGGAUGGAAUCUUGUACCUAAGAGGAGAACCUCAGAUAACCUACAGUCUCCAGGACACCAUGACAGCUUUCCUCAAGUUUCUGCAGUCACUGGACAGGCCUCUGUUAGUAGGCCACAACGUCUGGAAAUUUGAUGGUCCAAUUAUUCUGAGAGCCUGGGAGGAGUUGUCCAUGAAAGAUCAAUUUGCAGGAUGUGUGACUGGAUUCCUGGAUACCUUAUGGCUGGCCAAGGAAGUUAUUCCCAGGACAGAGGUCAGCAGCUAUCGUCAAUCUGAUCUAGUGCAAAGCCUUCUUAAGAAAAGUUACGAAGCUCAUAAUGCUAUUGAAGAUGUGAAGAGCUUGCAGGAGCUGUACUCUUUUCUCAAAUUUACUCCAGAGCAGAAGCAGAAAAGUCAGUUUUCUGUCUCUCAGCUUGAAAGCCGUGUCUCUUUACAGCCUCUCACUGAUUGUAAGAUGCUAUUCUUUCAGCUUGCUGAUAAACUUGCGAUGCAGGAUGUUAGUCUCGAAAAGAUGAAAUUAACAUACGAGCAAGAUGCUGAAUCGGGGUUAAAAACCCUGUUCCAAUCUCUGGGAGUGUCGGGGCCAAUUUACAUCAGACUAUCAGAAUUUUUCAAACAACAAGUUGCUGGUUCAUUAACACGUCCUCCGAGUUAGCAAAAAAGACUUUCCUGAUAUACAAGACAUAAAUCAUUUAUUCAUCUCUUCUUAUUUGCUGAUUGCUUGAGGUCACUGCAUUGUUGUAAUUUGCAUUGCUGUUUGUAUGUAUGUUACAAUAUGUAUGAAUCAAUAAAUAAUAUUCUUAAAACGA